CAUCAUGUCAUGGCGUUGUGUUUCAGACGUUAUCGGCCGCUAAACAUGCCCUAGUUGUCGCGUUGCACCGAUUUCUGUCGCGCAAAACACCUGGAAACCCUUCGCGGGUGUUGUGCAGUGUCCAGUGAAUCAUUUAAGAAGGAAUUGUCGCGAUGGCAGACCUCAGACUUGAUAAUUUCCAAUCUUGUUGUAGACUGUGUCUGUGCGAGAAGAUGGAUACUUUGAAAUCCGUUUUCGAUGAAGCUGUAGAGGACAGGACGUUGCCGCAGAAGAUUUCGCAGUUCGUUGCUGUGGAGAUAACACGGUCCGACAAAAUAACUACAAUGGUUUGUGAACAGUGUGUAAUCAAAGUCAAUAAUUGGCAUGAAUACAAAAAAGAAUGUAAGAGCAACCAAAGUAAGUUGGAACAAUGGCUAAAAUCUUCUUCCACUAAUGGAUUAGCAGAUAUAAGCCUUCAAAUUAAGGAAGAGCCAAUGAACGAUGGAGAUGACAGCAAUUGUGAUCGUCCGGAAAAUGAUAUUGUGGAGGUUCUGGUUAAAAACGAGCCCAUCGAUCCACCCGAUGAACCCAUGGAGGAGGAGUAUAAUGAGUUACCACCCCCUCUCACACCUCAUCCUCCAAACGGAACUGAUUCCGAAAAUUCGCAAGACGGUAGUAUCCCUGGUACUUUAAGUAAUAGACAAUGCAGUGUUUGCGACAAACUAUUUAGUAGUUCCGGGAAUAGAAGGAAGCACGAAAAACAAAUCCACGGCUUUCACCAACAUAGGUCUGGUGAAGUUACUCGAAGAAGGAGUCAAAUGAAUGAGGUUCCGAUAACAGUGAACCUCGACGAUCCUCUUGAGCAAGAUAAUGUUCAAGCAACAAUCGAUGGACAGCAAAAUCCGGAAGUACCCACACCGGAGCAACAAAAAAUCCAGUUUGCCGCAGGCUUAAAGUUGCUCCAAAAAAAUGCAACCCCAAUUUCUUGCGAGCCACUUUCUAAGAUAGAACUGAGCUAUAUCGAGAAAUGUAAAGCCAUGGUAAACAUGCACCGUACCCUAGAGUGUGCCUGUCACAAUGUAAUGCACCCCAACCUUAAAGGUUUACUUUCACACCUUAGAGCCCUGCGAAUAUGGUUUCCGGUUUUCACAUGUUACAAUUGCAUGAUAACGUUUACCGACAGAUCUACAUUCACUAGGCACAGCGUGAGGUGUCCAAAGUCUUCACUAGAGACAAUCAUUAAGUUGAGCAACUUGAAAAAGCGCAGUGAGGUAAAAACCAGGCUGUAUCAAAAUUUUAAAUGCACGUCUUGUAAGUUUAUGUACAGUUUUCACGAUGAUUUCUGUAAACACGUCGAUGAAGACCACUCUGUCUUUGAACCACCAAAGAAAUGUAAUUGCGGCAGAACUUUUGACAAUCUGGAAGACUAUAAGGAUCACGUUUAUGUGAGUUGUCUAGUUGAAUACUACUGUGACAUUUGCUUCAUUACGACAAGAACAUUAGACGACUUUCAGAGACAUUCCGCCGGAGUCCAUGAUAAUUCAGAAGGCUUCAUCUUGCUGCAAGAUGAUAACUACAAGAUGCGAAAAUCUUUAACGAAUAAAUCGGAAGUCUCCGAUGAAAAUGUCAUUGUGACAGGUAAACGGGAAAGGAGAAUGUCUGUCAAGGCACCUCUUUUAGAACCUGAUGAAGACGAAGAGAAAUCGAAGAAAAAAGUUUACUCAGAAAUUAUACCGUCAGGUUCCAAAAUAUGUCCCAUUUGCACCAAAGAGUACUCGUCACAUAACAACAUGAUUCGACAUUACAGAAGUCAUCUUGAUGUCUCUCCACCAAAGGCAACAACUGGAACAGGUGGUGAUUCUUUAUAUGCUUGUCCGGAAUGCGGCGGAAUGUAUACCACAGUAGAAUGGCAGCAACACUUGGAGGAGAAACACGAGCCAAAGACAUGUGGAGAAUGCGGGAAGAUCUUCCAGUUCCAAACAGAGCUGGAUCAGCACAGGAGUGUACAUUUGAACCUGAAAGUGUAUAGAGACUCUAAAACACAGUCAUACAAGACAUCGAUGCUGAGUCCUGGAUCUGAAGGAGAAGUCAUGCUUAUGUGUGAGGUAUGUGACGUAAUGUUCCCCACAAAAGAGGAGUUGAAGGAACAUAAGCUGACGCAUGAGAACGGAUUACCUAUAUUAGAAAACUUGGAAGAAGUAGAAUUAGAAACGAAAGAGAGCAAAUAUUCCUGCAGACCUUGCAACAAGGUGUAUUCUAGUUACGGUGGGAUUUGGGACCACAAUAAAAAGAAACACCCUGAAAAGAAAACUCCUUUUGUAGACGAAUGGCCAAAACAGUGCCCUCUGUGUGACAAAAUAUGUGCCACCGGCGCCGCCUAUUACCGGCACAAGCAAAUCCACGAAAAGGAACGAAUUAAUGCCGACAAUGCGGAAGUUACACCCACUAAAGCACCCAUUGCCAAAGGAAAAAAUGAGGAGGAAGAAGAGUCCUACCACACGUGUAAACGUUGCUUCAAAGUUUUCUCCUCAAAGUACAACUUGAAAAAUCACAUGAAAUCUCACGGCAUAAGUCCUGCCACCAAAAAAAUAGCAAAAAAAGUCUGGUGUGAGAUCUGCCACCAAUCGUUCACUUCCAAUGAAGCUAUGGAGAAGCAUAAGGAGGAGCACACGGUUGAAGAACAGUCCCAGCUGCCUAACCUAACCGAUGGCGUGGAAGGUAAAGUGCCAUUCAUCUUUACUUGUGAUGUUUGCGUGAUGACUUUCACUACCAAAAUGGCGUUGAAAAAACACAAGGAGAAACAUGCUCAGGAAACUAAACCAAAUGUUCAGAAGACUCAGGUGUACUGCAAGUACUGUAAGAUUGCUUUUGACUCGGUUGCUCAAUUAACCAAGCAUAUGCAUGUGGAACACGACGAGACUGCCAAGCCAAAAGUUAGUAAGGACAAACCGAGGCAGUUCACUUGUGGCAUAUGCAAGAAGAAUUUCCUAACAGCCUCUGCAUUGUCCACUCAUAUGGGUUGGCACAAGCGCAGCCCACAUACUGGCGGCGAAGGCAAGCCAGCUAAAAUAUUAAAACAAAACAAAAUAACCUCCAAACUAGCCAACACGUUUGUAAAGCAAGAGCCUGUCGAUCCCCCCGAAUUUCAGUGUGUGACUUGCCUGGCAGAAUUUCCGAACGAUACAGCUCUUCAGGUACAUAUUUUAGAGAAGCAUCGUAGCGUGAGUGCCAUCAUGCUCAUUCCUCGAUGUAACACUUGCAAUAAGGACUUCAAUACUCAGGACGAAUACGAAACCCACAAACGGCUGCAUGACUUCUUGGAACGCCAGAAACAGCACGAGUUGCUGAUGCAGCAAGAGUCCGGUGAGCAUGCUGCUGAUGGAAAACCUCUUGCCGCACAACCAAAGUUUAAUAAAGGAUUCCCCUGCAAGUACUGCAAUGCGGCGUUCAGUAGGGCUGACACCCUCAACGGGCAUGUACGGCAGUUCCAUAAGGAGUUUGUCCAGAACGAAUUCAAGUGCACGCAGUGUGACCGUAUUUUCGAUAAACAGAAUUCCCUGACCAUCCAUUUGAAAGUCCACGAGAAGCAGAAGACUUCGGCGAGUGUUACUACCAAACCGUUGUUUUGUUGCUCGAUUUGCAGCAUGGGAUUCGACUUACCCAAAGAUCUGAGGGCGCAUACGAUCAGCGCCCAUCCGUUCUGACGAAUAUUAUACAAGUAAUCUAUUCAUGUGACUUAUUUUUUUUUUAGUUGGUACCAAUUCAGUUUUUAGGUUUGUUCGAGGAGAACGCUCUGAUUUUCCCAUUGUUAUGUUCCACUGAUACAUUGAUGUUAUUGAUUUGUGCCUAAGAGUUAUGAAUAUAUUGUAUACUAAAUAUUAUGUAGGUAUUUUUUAUAAAAUAUAUCGUGUUUAAUAAAAUGAUAUUUUUUAUGACACUGAUAGUGCAGCAGCAUCAAGAUCGGGUAUUUUGUCCUUAUUAAUACUAGUAUAAGCAGAAGUGAACAAUGUAAAUAUCAAAAAGAACUGUAUAAUGUAAUUUAUAGUAGUAUUGUGGAGUAUUUGGAUCGUUAUUUUGAUAUUCGCAUGUGUGCAAGUGUUUAAUAAAGUGUAAAGGUAUUAUUAUAAACUUGCAUAUUCGUUAAUGAAGUAAAUGAGCAUAAAAUAGCGUUUCAACUUAUUAGUGUUGGGAAAGUAAAAUGAGUUUUAUUCGCAUAAUGAAGUGAUCAUAUUUAUCAGUAACUCUUGUUGUGGUCUAAUUGGUCAUCACUUGCAAUUUUGUAAAAGGUAACAUUGUGAUAAGUACUCAUUUAUCAUUUACGUUUUUUUACAUUUAUCCAUUGGUGGCUGGUAAAAACAAAAUUGUCAUACCUAUUUUGAAAAUGUAGUGAGGGACCUAUACCGUUUUUUAGGAGAUAAUUUCUAAGCCCACAAAAACCACUUUUAUGAAGAAAUUUGCAUAAUAAAAAAUUAAGGUUUACCGGCCUUGGGAUCUCAAAAAAAAUUACACAUUUUUUUUUGUAAUUAACGUACAAACGGCUGUUUCCUUAUUCUCAACAUUUUCAUCUAUUAUAAAGUUACAGCAUUAUGAAGUGUUAGUAUCAAAUAAUUGAAAUAUUUUUAAUUCUAAAGAAAAUUUAAUUUUUACAAAAAUGAAUAAUGGUUUAUAUCCAUCAGUUGAUUAUGACAAAUAAAUAUGCAUAAGAAAACAUGUGCAUCUUUUUUUUUGGGAUAUCAUAGAUGGAUCUAUUUUAUUUUUUUAAUUAGCAAAUUCCGUUAAAAUGUUUUCAUAACGAACGUUUUUUUUUGAGCAUAGAAAUUAUCCCCCAAAAAAUGGUAUGGAUCUUUCUUCAUUAUUAAAUUAUGAUCCCUUUAAUUUUCAUCAGCUGGCAAAGCAUUUAUCACUGUUGAAUUAAAGUAACAGAAAAUAAAUUUUAAGUUAGUACUUCCCAAUAAUUUAUUUAUAUUAGAAUAGUGUGUACAAGCACAGGAAACCGUACCUUCUUUGAACAAAUUUUCUGUUAUAAACCUUUUUCGUUAAGUUGAAUAUACAUCUGAGAUAAAAACUCUUCACAUUAACGUAUGUUGAUUAUGUUACUUUGUUUUUUAAAUUAAACAAAUAAAUUCUGGUUUUA
Messenger RNA from Anoplophora glabripennis (Asian longhorned beetle), 5113 nucleotides. Its product is annotated as zinc finger protein 91-like. Gene Ontology annotation, molecular function: zinc ion binding. The record is from RefSeq and is a predicted model, not a curated record. Gene Ontology annotation, cellular component: nucleus. The transcript has 5 exons. The coding region runs from base 153 to 3683 and encodes 1176 amino acids. Lineage: Eukaryota; Metazoa; Arthropoda; Insecta; Coleoptera; Cerambycidae.